This is a messenger RNA of Punica granatum (pomegranate), 1974 nucleotides long. The record is from RefSeq and is a predicted model, not a curated record. Lineage: Eukaryota; Viridiplantae; Streptophyta; Magnoliopsida; Myrtales; Lythraceae.
GGAAGGGAGAACGUCAGCAAAUCACGAGAGAGAGAGAGAGAAGCUUCCUUUUUUUUUUUUUUUUUUGGGGCCAAAUCUAUAGAAGAAGAAAAUUCGGUGUCUUUCGUUCACAUCUCAUCUCAGAAUCUGAGAAAGAAGAGGCAUAUAUAUAUAUAUAUAUAUAUAUAUAAUCAGAUCUGUCUUCUCCGACUCCAUUCCCGUCUCAGAAGAUCGGCCAUGAAAUGAGACUCGCUCUCUACCUCUCCGUUGCCGCCAUUGCCAUCAUCAUCAUCGCGCUCACUGUUGUCUUCUUCCUCCUCUUCCGCAAGCGAGCUUCUACUGGGGCUAGUGGUAGAGCUCGCGACAUCGAGAACUCGAAGCGCAACCGGGAAGAGGAAGACGAAGAACAAGAAGAAGAGGAGGAGGAGGAGGAGGAGAAGGAGCUGUAUGAGGAGGAUCUCAUCACGUUCCAGGGAGGCGAAGGCCUCACCAUAUGCGACAUACUGGAGGCUCCUGGUGAAGUCAUCGGCAAGUCCAAGUAUGGCACGCUAUACCGGGCCGAGCUGCACCGGGUUGGCUCCGUCAAGCUGCUGAGGUUCUUGAGGCCUGCCUGUGCCGCUCCUGACGACGACCUUGCCUCCGCGGUUGACGUCCUCGGCCGCAUCAGGCACUCCAACCUGGUGCCCCUGUUGGGAUUCUAUGCUGGCCCGAGGGGUGAGAAGCUCCUCGUCCACCCGUUCUGCGGGUUCGGGAACCUCGCGGAGUUCAUUCGAGAUGGAGACGGCGAAUGGCUCAAGUGGUCCAUCAUUUAUAGGAUCUCGAUUGGUAUAACCAAAGGGUUGGACCAUCUCCACACGGGGUUGGCUCAAGUGGUUGUCCAUGGAAACUUGAAAUCGAAAAAUGUAUUUUUGGACCGAAAUCACCGACCAUAUAUUUCCGAUUUUGGCAUGCAUUUGCUCUUGAAUCCUGAUACUGGGCAGCAGAUGCUCGAAACUUUAGCGGCUCAAGGGUACAAAGCACCUGAGCUGAUCAAGGCCAGAGAUGCGACCAAAGAAUCGGAUAUCUACAGUCUUGGGAUUAUCUUUCUCGAGCUGCUUACGGGUAGGGAACCUGUAAAUGAGAAGGCAGCUCCCGACGAAGAGCCUUACUUACCGAAUUAUGUGAGAGAGGCGGUUCUUCAACAGAGUAUAUCCGACUUGUAUCACCCGAACUUGCUCUCGAGGAGGAAGCGAGAUAGAGAUGGGGAUGAUAUUGAUAGCUUUGUUGUUACAGAAGAGUGCAUUCUCAAGUUCUUUCAACUGGCUGUGGCCUGCUGUUCUCGUUCCCCUUCGCUUAGACCAGACACGAGGCAAGUUCUGAGGAAGCUCAGCGAAAUUGUGAAGUAAGACUUCCUCCAAUGUUUUGUUUGCAAACAUGAACGUUGGCCUGGGUCAUUGGUUGAUUUGAAGUCGUGAUCUGAUACUGUAAUGGCAAAUCCAAUGUUUGCUGGAUAUAGCUGAAACUGAUGGGGCACGCGGAGAUGUUGACAUUUAUAGGAAGCUAUUCUUUCCCAAACGCAUGGGUCUUAAAAGCUUAGCUACUGGAUAAAGAUGGGAGAAACUGUUGACAGUGAGGUGAGAAACUGUAGAUCGAAACUAAGGUUCCUGAAUAAGCUGGACCUUUCGGGUCUUUGAUGAGUUUCCGGGAUUUCGUUAUGCGGAUUGGAUGUUGGUUUUUGCCGAGGAACAAUUAGCCGACUUGUUAUACUUUGCGGAAAGCGAACUCAGAUAUGCGGAAUGAAUUAUGGUGGGGCGAGUCGGAUCUUUGUUCCUCUUCUGGGAAAGGGAGGCAUAUAUAGGCCAGAGUUGCUCUCUUUCUCAACUGUAACUUCAUUCAUUCAUGCCCUUGCAGGGAUGAAUUUCUUUUGUCCCGACUGGAGAAAGCUCACAGCUUCAUCAAAUUGUCAAUCUUGUAGACAAAACUCAAUACAGGAAUUGAAUCGUCACAUUACAUCUC